UGUUCACAAUCACACUGCUGUUCUGUAUAGAGUCCCUCCUCCCCUCAAUCAUAGCCAUCCCUCCCAUCCCCAGCAGCUUCAUCCUUGCUCAGUACACACAGUAAGUGUCACACAGGCAGGGACCCUCACAUGCCAUUACAGCGGCAACAAAGAGCCCCCUGACUCAGCCGGGAGACCAUCUCCUCCAGCCUGGGGAAGAUGGGCAGGAGGGGGGGUGCCCACACCUCUCCAUAUGGUGAACCAAGGAAGUUUGAUCCAAAGUUUAAAGGGCCCAUUGGAAACAGACACUGUACGGACGUCCUUUGCUGUAUCAUUUUUGUGGUGGUCAUUCUAGGUUACAUUGCACUAGGCAUUGUUGCCUGGAUUCAUGGAGAUCCCAGGAAGAUUGUGUAUGCAACAGACAGCUACGGGCAGUUCUGUGGGCAAAAAGGGACUGCAAAUGAGAACAAAACCGUCUUAAUGUAUUUUAAUAUUCUAAAAUGUGCCAGUCCAGUGGUGCUUAUAAACCUGCAGUGCCCUACCAUUCAGCUUUGUGUUUCCAAAUGCCCGGAUAGAUUUGCCACCUACCUGGACAUGCAAGCCAACUGGAUGAAUAGCAGCUACUGGCAAUAUUACAGACAGUUCUGUAAACCAGGGUUUAACAACCCCAGAAAGUCUAUUACAGAAGUUCUACGGGAUGAAGACUGCCCAGCUAUGCUCAUUCCCAGCAGGCCGUUCCUACAGCGGUGCUUCCCAGACUUCUCCACCAGGAACAGUGUUCUGACUGUGGCUAAUAAGACGCUCUUUAAAGAUGGAAGUGGCCAAAUGAGGAACGUAACGGAUCUGAGAGAAGCGGCUAAUGGGAUAAACGCUGUUCUUGAUGCAAGAUCCAUUGGGAUGAAGAUCUUUGAGGACUAUGCAAGUUCCUGGUACUGGAUAUUAAUAGCCCUCUUUAUUGCCAUGGUCAUCAGCCUCCUCUUCCUCAUACUUCUAAGGUUCACCGCGGGGGUAUUUUUCUGGAUUUUUAUCAUCGGUGUCAUUGGAGUUGUGGGAUACGGCAUAUGGCAUUGCUUUUGGGAAUACAGCAACUUGAAAGGGGUCCCUGGAUCUGACUUAACCAUCUAUGACAUCGGGCUGCAGACGGACUUCAGGGUCUAUUUACAGCUCAGGGACACCUGGUUGGCGUUUAUGAUCAUCCUCUGCAUUGUUGAAGUUAUCAUCAUCCUCAUGCUGAUCUUCUUAAGAAAUCGAAUCAGAAUUGCCAUAGCGCUCUUACAGGAGGGAAGCAGGGCCAUCGGCUACAUCAUGUCGACCCUGUUUUAUCCGAUCAUCACGUUUAUCCUGAUCGCCAUCUGCAUCUCGUACUGGGCAGUCACCGCAGUGUUCCUGGCCACAUCCGGAGAGUCUGUAUAUAAAGUGAUGGCCAACAAGACCCUCUGCCAGUAUGCGGGCACAGUCUGUGCACCUGAAACCUUCAAUACGACUAAUGUGACCAAGCUGUGCCCCGGGGCUCAGUGCACGUUUGCAUAUUAUGGGGGAGAAGGUGUCUACUAUCAAUACAUCCUGAUUUUUCAGCUUUGUAACGUCUUUGUGUUCCUGUGGCUGGUGAAUUUCUCCAUCGCUCUGGGGCAGUGCACUCUGGCCGGGGCAUUUGCUUCCUAUUAUUGGGCUUUCAAGAAACCUGCUGACAUCCCAGCCUGUCCACUGUUUUCAUCCUUUGGGCGAGCAAUAAGAUAUCACACUGGAUCGCUGGCGUUCGGCUCCCUCAUCCUGGCUCUUGUACAGUUUAUACGAAUUAUAUUAGAGUAUUUAGACCAUAAACUUAAAGCGUCCCAGAAUUCCUUUGCUAAAUUCUUAUUGUGCUGCCUGAAAUGCUGCUUUUGGUGCCUGGAAAAGUUCAUAAAGUUUAUAAAUCGGAAUGCAUAUAUCAUGAUCGCCAUCUAUGGAAAAAAUUUCUGCACUUCAGCUAAGGAUGCGUUCUUUCUGCUGAUGAGGAAUGUAGUGCGAGUUGCUGUUCUGGACAAGGUAACAGAUUUCUUGCUCUUUCUUGGGAAGAUUCUUGUUGCGGGUUCUGUUGGUGUCCUGGCUUUCUUCUUCUUCACAAGAAAAAUACCUGUCAUUACUGAUGAAGCUCCCUCGCUGAAUUAUUACUGGGUGCCGCUUCUGACGGUGAUCAUAGGAUCCUAUCUCAUUGCACAUGGAUUUUUCAGUGUCUACGCAAUGUGUGUGGAUACACUUUUCCUAUGUUUCUGCGAAGAUCUGGAAAGGAAUAACGGGUCUGCCUCCAAACCUUACUACAUGUCUCCGGAGCUGCAUAGGAUUCUGAGGAAAAAGGAACUUGGCUCCAAGAAGGCAAAGCGUUAACUUAUUGCACUUGCUUUCUCUAACCAAAUGCUCCUUCUAACCCAAUAACUAAGCAUUGAAGGGGUACCUUACGGAAGAGAGAAGAAACUUUCCCAUUUGAGGUCCAGAGAUGUCCGUUAGGUCUUAGAGGUGACGGUUUAUCUGGGGAAAAGAGAUGAGGACCUACUGGUGAGGGAAGCAAGGAUUACCCAUCUGGUGGCAAAGUUCUUGAGUUGGCAGCGACUGGUGAGGGAGAUUCCUGGAGCGAGGAUCUUCUGUUGAGGCAGUUUAGCUGGAUCUGAUCUUGGGGGAUGGAUUCAGGAAGGACCUUCUAUCAAGGGUGACCUUGGAUGAGGAACACUAUGGGAAGUGAAUUUGGUAUUGAGGAACUUCUUUUUAGGGUGUUUUUGUCUUAGAGACCUACUGGUGAGGAAGGUCUUGAUUCGGGACCACCCAAGAGGACAACCUUCCCAGUGGUGGCAGUCCAUCUCCACCAUCUGAGACAUACUAAGAGGGUCCUUGAGGAACAGAAUUACAUUUUAGUGCCUAUGAACAGGAAAAAAAAUGUCAAUAUUAUAGCUUUUCCUUAAAUUGCUUUUAGGGUUUUUAAUAUUUUUAUAGAGCCGCCGUCCGUCUAAAGGACCGGCACUUUUUUUAUAAAUAUAACCUUUCACUUUUCAUAGAGGGAAUACAGAAAUACUUGAUAUAAAUGGUACAUUGAUAGAAUGAGCCAUAUCUGGUUUUCUUUCGUAUUUUUGUUGCCGUUUGAAUUUCUUGCUUUUUUUUUUUUUUCGAAUGAAAGAUUUGGCUACGCAAACUUGACUUUCUCCAAACAUUUGGUGCUAAGUAACAUUUGCACUUCACAGAACAACCAUGUAAACUGUGAUUUUGUGUUCUCCUCCAGUAUGAAAAGAAAGAGAAUUUGCCCUAAUUGUGUGAUGUGUGCUACAUUAACCCAAGGCUUCUCCAAAGUGUUCCUGUUGUGCCUGUAUGGGUGAGGCCGCCAUUUUGUAUGUUCAGUAAUGGUGCAACUUAUCAUUUCACUAGGGACUUGGUCACUGAUCCAUCUUGCCCCAUUGUUGGCUCCGGUUUUUUGAAGGGGUUGUGUAGUUUAGAAAACCUGUUUUCAAAUCACAAUUAGGGAAUUCUGGGUUAAAGGGGUACUCCCGUGGAAAACUUUUUUUUAAAAAUCAACUGGUGCCAGAAAGUUAAACAGAUUUGUAACUUACUUCUAUUAAAAAAUCUUAAUCCUUCCAGUACUUUUUAGGGGCUAUAUACUACAGAAGAAAUGGUUUUCAUUUUGGAUUUCUUUUGGAUUUUAUAUCAACUAGUUUCCUUGACUCUGUUGGUCCUCACCAAUCACCUAAUUACCACCUAUCACUUUUAAUGUUGGGACAACCCCUUGAGUAGGGCCGUGUGGAAUGAGGGCUGUUAAUAUAUCUUCAAAAAUCUCCUUAAAUUUAGGACCUAUGCCAACUUCAAAAAUAUUUUAUUCUUGAAAGGAUCCUGCGCGUGGUUUUGCACGAGGAACACUAUUCAUAGCAUUUGUGCUGAUACAAUAGAAUUUAGGACACUACACAGAUAGAUUUUCGAGAAGAACUUUCAUGACCUUAUUUAUAUUUUUUGCUUCUUUUUUCAGCACAUUUUGCUAGUUUAUAGGAUUGUUUAUUGUACUUUAUUAAUGAUGGAGGGUGACAUAUACCUUUGUCUAGUUACGAUAACAUAUUUGAAAUUUUUAUUCAGAAUUUUUAACUUUGGUGGGAUGUAAAUUUCCCUUCUGGAACCUAAUGUACACACAGCUUAUAAGGCUUUUUUGUAUUUUUUUUAAAUUUAAUAAUGUAUGUAAACAUAUUGCGGAUUGUUUACAUGGGCUUCAUGGUGGCUGAAUAAUAGAAUAAUUGGCAACGUGAAAAAGGAAAUUUAUGUUGAUUUUUUUUUUUUAUAUAUUUCUUUCUUUAUAAAAGAUAAAAUACUUUCUUUUUUUUUUUUUUGAGACAUUCCCAUGUAUUUUUUUCCAAUUUGCAUAAUAAAAAUGCAAUAAAUUUUGUAGCAAAAAUAUUCAUUUUCUUUUUAAGAUUUGGUUGUUUAUAUUUUCAAAACUUGCCUAUAUACAGAAAUCUUAAGAGCCAGAUAUUUUCAGUUUUUUUUGUAAUGUUAGUUGACCAUUCUUUGUAUUGAAACUUUAUUCUGACAUGAUAAGUGCACUUAGGAAAUGGAAAAAAAAUAUUAUUCAGAAAUUGUAGGAUGUUUUGAGUGACACUAAGUGUUGAUUUUAAUGUAAACAUUGUUUCCCUCAGUCCCUUUAGCUGCACAACAUAUGGCGACUUUAUCUUCCUGUGCUGAUAGGACAGGUAAAAUUUUAAAGGGUGAAGUCUGAGCCAUUAUAAUAAGCCCCAAGCUCUACCCUAUUGUUAAUUAUACACAUGAAAAACCUGACUGAAUCUAAAAAAAAAAAAAAAAUAAGUGAGGAAGGAUUGUGCUGCUGAAAGGACUAAGGGAAGCAAGUCUUGAAACCAACAUUUCCCUUACAUCCCUGUUCAGCAGCACAGCAAAAGGGGAUGUAGCAAGAAAACCCUUAUGGUUUGACUCUUGCAUGGAGGAACAGACGAAGGGAGAGAUUUAUCAUUGUGUGUUAAAAGGGUACCUAGACAUCUUAUCCCCUAUUCAAAGGAUAGGGGGAUAAGAUGUCUGAUCGUGGGUGUCCCGCCGCUGUGGACCAGCGCGAUCUCCGUGCUGCACGUGGCGUUCGUUUAGAGCGUCAGGUUCUGCGCCAGAGGCUCGUGACAUCACAGCAGCGCCCCACACGUGACAUCACAGCCACGCCACCUCAAUGCAAGUCUAUGGGAGGGGGCCCCCUCCCAUAGACUUGCAU
Messenger RNA from Hyla sarda, 5194 nucleotides. It is a transcript of the gene SLC44A5, whose product is annotated as solute carrier family 44 member 5. Gene Ontology annotation, biological process: transmembrane transport. The record is from RefSeq and is a predicted model, not a curated record. NCBI's taxonomy places the organism in Eukaryota, Metazoa, Chordata, Amphibia, Anura, Hylidae. The transcript has 22 exons. The coding region runs from base 199 to 2343 and encodes 714 amino acids. Gene Ontology annotation, cellular component: membrane. Gene Ontology annotation, molecular function: transmembrane transporter activity.